AUGAUUAGGGCGCUUCUCCAAGAUUGCCAUCUUCAACUGCGUAAAUACAACAGGGUUUUGAGUCAGGCGGUUAGAAAGUGCGUCGAACUCAUCGGUGAGGACGGAGUCACGCAUUUGCAACAAGUGAUUAAUAAAUGGGCCAGGAACCUGCGAGCAACAAGAGAUGACGAGCUGGCGGUCAAGCUCCAGAGUAUAAGCCAAUCAUCUCAAGAGGAGAACGAAGUCCUGGUGCACAACAUGUCCUCUGAGCAGCUGACCCCUGCACAAAUGAAAGCGCUGAGUCAUGAGGCCUGCUUUAACACCACAGACGCCGGUCCGGUCAAUCUCGUGGCCACGGUUGAGUCGAUUCUCAAACAAACCGGGGAAUCCGACGAAACAAAGCAACUCAUUCGACAGCAGGCAACCUCCUUGGCGAUGGCGCACAAACCACGUGCAACUAUUACCAGGGCCGAGCAGAGUGCUCUCAAGACACUGGGGGCUGACACCAGCAUCGUGAUUCUACCAGCGGACAAAGGGCGCUCCACAGUUGUGAUGGAUAAGGCAGACUACAUUCAGAAGGCCAAUGCCCUACUGGAGGACCGACAGGCGUACCUAUCACGUAACGAUGAACCGAUGAGGAAGCUGGUGACGCAACUGGACAAGACCCUCGCCGACAUGCAAACUAGCAAGGCAAUAAAUAAAUCGACACGACUGGCCAUUAAGCCAGUAGACGCGGCCGCACCACGCUUUUACGGACGGCCAAAGGUACACAAAGCCGGGGUGCCCCUCCGGCCAGUCGUAUCAUUGCGCGGCUCACCUACAUUCAAUUUGGCUAAAUGGAUGUUCCGAAACCUGAGGUCUCUCACCUCGAACGCGGGCACGACGGUCUGUUCAGCGACUCAGUUCCUGGAGCGGAUCAAAGGGAUGAGACUUACCGAAGACGAGGUCAUGGUGUCAUUCGACGUCUCUUCUCUUUUCACUUCGAUUCCGCAAGACCUGGCAGUCGAAACGGUCAGCGAGCUGCUCGAGAGUCAGUACGACGAGACGGGCGUGACGAUAAAACGGAGACAUCUCGUCCAAUUGCUGAGAUUCUGCCUGAAGACGUACUUUACCUUUGAAGGCACGACCUACGAGCAGGUCAAGGGGACGCCAAUGGGAUCGCCGAUCUCGGGCCUCAUCGCAGAGGCAGUUCUCAAAAAAGUAGAGACCCUAGUUUUCGCAGCCUAUAAGCCGAAAUUUUGGACUCGAUAUGUCGAUGAUACCUUCGUUAUCAUUAAGCGGCAAAAGGUCCAAGAAUUCCAUGAUGUCCUGAACUCUGUUUUCCCUGACAUCCAGUUCACAAUGGAGGCGGAAGCCAACAACCAACUGCCGUUCCUGGACGUUCUAGUCCAUCGAAAAUCCAAUGUGCACUUAAAAACGACGGCGUAUAGGAAGGCCACUAAUACACGCCAAAUCCUGAGCUUCCACAGUAAGCACCCGUUGUGCCACAAACGCAGUUGUGUGCGAAAACUCUACAGAAGGGCAGAAACACACUGCAGCGAGCCGGACGACAGAAGGUCAGAACUACGCUACCUCCAGCGCCUCUUCAUGUCCAACGGGUAUCCUCGCAACUUCAUCGAACGCGGCAGACAGGCCGGACCGAGCCGACGUUUGGAAACAGAACGGCCAAAAAUAUGGCGGACGCUUCCAUACAUCGGCGGCGUUUCUGAGGCGGUCUCCCGUCUCUUAAGACCGCUGGGGAUCGGCAUCGCCCACCGACCGGAGUCAACAAUUCGACAUCUGGUCAUGAGGCCUAAGGCCCCUCUGCCACCAGGUGAAACCACGAACGCCAUCUACCGGAUCCAGUGUAACUCCUGUGAAGCCAACUGCAUUGGGGAGACGGACAAACGACUACAGACCCCUGUUGGAGAACACAUGAGGGCAGUAAGGCGAAUGGACCCUUUGUCUCUGGUGGCCGAACACUGCGCCGAUUCCGGGCACACGUUCGCCUUUCAGCAUGUCAAAAUUCUGGGCCGAGGAAGCGACUGCAUAGCCAGGGAAACAAUCGAGGCUUGGCACACGGGGACAACCUCCAUCAACCGUUGUGUGGCUCUUCCCGCUGCCUAUCAAGCCCUUCGAGCGCAGCUCAGUAAACAAAUGAGCAGACGUGAACCCAGACUAAACAUGAAUCCAGACAUGAGCGAGUCCAUGGCGGAUGCACACUCAGUCACCCCUCAACCUGGUUCCGACGAAGGCGCAGUCGUCACCACAGCCGUUCCAUCUACUAGUCCGGCGGACGAGAAAACGGACAGUCGUUGCGGCGUAAACAAGAUUGCCAGACUUGGACGACAGUUAAGGUCAAUGAAGGUACGGACGACGACCACCAACGUCUCAACGCUGGCCUCCGAUGUAGAUUGA
Spirometra erinaceieuropaei is the source of this 2376-nucleotide messenger RNA. The record is from the annotation of a GenBank genome assembly. NCBI's taxonomy places the organism in Eukaryota, Metazoa, Platyhelminthes, Cestoda, Diphyllobothriidea, Diphyllobothriidae.